AGAAGGUCCCAGCGUUGAGUGACUGUGAACGGGAACAUCUUCCGCUUCACAGUAGACCAAUUGGACGACGAGGUCUGUGCUCCAUUUGCGCCUUCAGCUGCCGGAGAGAUGGGGAACUCGAAUGGCUGCACCGUGGACGACCUGCAGGCUGUGGAGAUGCACCUGUGGUACAAGAAGUUCAUGACGGAGUGUCCCUCGGGCCAGCUCACCCUGCACGAGUUCAAGCAGUUCUUCGGGCUCAAGGGUCUGGACCAAGAGGCCAACGCCUACAUAGAGCAGAUGUUCCGAACGUUUGACAUGAACAAGGAUGGCUACAUUGACUUCAUGGAGUACGUGGCCGCUCUGAGCCUGGUGAUGCGAGGGAAGAUGGAGCACAAGCUGCGCUGGUAUUUCAAGCUCUACGACGUGGACGGAAACGGCUGCAUCGACCGGCACGAACUCCUGAACAUCAUCAAGGUAGAUGACGUCACGCUGCAUUUUCAUUACUCGUCCUCAACGCAGCAAGCUGACUUUCUCCUCCUCCUCCUCCGCCAGGCCAUCCGUGCAAUCAAUGGGGAUGAAAAUCAGGAAGCAACAGCAGAGGAAUUCACAAACCGCGUCUUUGAUAGGAUUGAUAUAAACGGAGAUGGUGAGCUGUCUUUGGAGGAGUUUGUAGAGGGUGCACGCAGUGACGACGACUUCAUGGAGGUGAUGAUGAAAAGUUUGGACCUUCGCCACAUUGUGACCAUGAUCCACAGCAGGAGGCACAGUGUUUAGGAUCUGUACGCUAAUGAGCUGAUCCCUGAUUUGACCCGAGUGAUUCAGAACGCUGCCUCUGGUAAAACAAAAAAAUAAAAAAGUAUUAUAUAUAGCGAGAUUUCUAUUCAGAUUGAAACCAUCUUAAUGUGAUGGCAGCAAUAUCCUGAGUUAAAUCUCCAAAGGACUGACACACGUGCACUUUAAAUGGGCUGACUCAUUCAAGCCUCAGACUGGUCAUUGUCCUUGUUUAAUGAUGGUGAGCUCUCCCAAGGCCACCCUGGCAUGAAGGAUGAUCCCUCAGACGGACGCCCUGAGGGAUAACGGAGAUAAUAGAGCCCAGUGCCAAUUACACACACCCAACUGCGCUUCACAUUCAUUUCUUCACAUCUCGGUUUAUUUGC
Messenger RNA from Nematolebias whitei (Rio pearlfish), 1139 nucleotides. RefSeq names its product guanylate cyclase activator 1A (gene guca1aa). NCBI's taxonomy places the organism in Eukaryota, Metazoa, Chordata, Actinopteri, Cyprinodontiformes, Rivulidae. The record is from RefSeq and is a predicted model, not a curated record. The coding region runs from base 109 to 756 and encodes 215 amino acids. The transcript has 3 exons. Gene Ontology annotation, molecular function: calcium ion binding; calcium sensitive guanylate cyclase activator activity.